CUCUUGGGGGCUGGCCACGGGGUCCUGCGUCCCCCACGACACUGCACACGACCUGGUUGACCCAGGACCCCCUCCACGUUGACAGCCCUGGCUACACCUGCUUCAGUGCAACUGCAGCCCUCGGCCUUGCCUCUCCAGAGGGCACUGGGGGUCUCCCCUGCUCCACACCAUCCGGGGGCGGCAUCUGCGCUUGCCCUGCAUUGCCUGCCCCCUGAGGUUCCAGGGUCUACUGUCUACUAAACGGCUUCCCGAUGGGGUAAGAGUGAGGUUGCAUCUACACGUGGAGCUAGCGCUUCGCCGCCCUCACCCAUUUUCGUGGAAGCCAGCUGCUUAGCUACCUGCGGGUGUCAUCGGCCCCACCCUAUUUCCCAGGCUUUAAAGGCAGCAAGUCUCCACAGGCCUCCCGGGGCAUAGACAGCUCUGGUAUGACCGGCACACCCAGUGAGGGCCCCGGAGCUACAGUGUGGGAGGCAGGGACCUGGGUUCAAAUCCUGCCCCUCUGGCGUGGGACUGUCUCUUCUCAGAUUUUUGGCCUCUAUUCCCCGCCUGAGAAGUGGGGACCAGCCCAGUUUCCUUGCUCUAGAGCUGCACAGACGAUCAGCCGGCACGGGAGCGGGGUGGGGUGGCUGCAACUCCAGAGUACAGAUCCUGACCCGCCUUGCCCACGAUGACUGCCCACAUCCUCCUCCUGCUGUUGCUCCUCGCCUUCUUUGCCCAAGGGGACCCGGAUUCUGCGGCCAGGCGGGGCCAGCACCAGGACGCCCUCCAGCACCGUGAGCAUGUCUGGUCCCUGGGUGUACGCCGGACUCACCGCCUGCUGGAGAUCAUACACUGGAUUCACUCUGCCUCUGCCAAGGAGCCCUCAGGGAAGUCCAGCCGCGAGCCCCAGGACCCCUACAGCUAUGGGCGCCGGCGGCAGGUGACGCAAGGCAGAAGCCUGGCCCAGGUCCCAGGACACCGGCCUACAGCCAGGGGGCCAGCAGAGUGCCCAGUUCGUUGGGUGACCUCAGGCACUGCUGGUCACCUCCCCGGCUUCGGUUUGCCUGUCUGUACAUUGGCACUUCUACCCCACGUUUCUUCUCCCCUAACUCCAGCCCCUGAGAUCGUCUUCCCCAGCCCCUCCCCAGGCUGUGACUGGGUUGGACCCAGGAGCACAAGGACCAGGCUGGACCAAGAACACUGUCGACCAGAGCUGAACAAACAAGCGUUCUGCGUUUCAGUCUCUGCUCCUCUGUACCUAUUUCGUCCGCUCAGUCGGGGCUGGGUCUCUAAUACACCCUUCUCUAUUGUCUAUGCUGCUUCUCCCUCACGGAAGUCCCACUGA
Molecule: messenger RNA, 1324 nt
Organism: Saimiri boliviensis boliviensis (Bolivian squirrel monkey)
Lineage: Eukaryota; Metazoa; Chordata; Mammalia; Primates; Cebidae
Gene: ADM5
Product: adrenomedullin 5 (putative)
Source: RefSeq, a predicted model, not a curated record